AUUUUAGUUCUUGUCACUCGUUUGGACGAAGAAAACAUGGACAGUCAAAAGCUACUUGAAAGUUUAGAUAUUCUGGGAUAUGUGGGUGUUUGCAUCAGUACGGAAAAGUCUCAACUUCUCAGGAAUUCCUUGCUGAUUCUACAGCAGGAAAAUCAUUUUCGAAAAUGUUUCUAUUGGGGACGUAUUGAUGGCAUUCAAAAAGACUAUCAUGUCGCUUAUGGUUACGAGAAGGAUUGCCUCAAAAAUCAGGUUUACUACUAUAGUCACGAUUGUCUGGAGUGGCUCUUGAUGCCCAAACCCACUCAAUGGGGACGUUUUUUAGCUCCUUUGGCCAUUAAUAAAUUUGAAGGUGAAGCAUCCAUUGUAACGAAUGUUUACGACGUCAAUCCACCCUUUCCACCCAACGAAGAUCCAAAACGCCAUUAUGACGUAAUGGCUACAUUUAUUUCCUCCUUUUUUUUCCUUCGCGGCUAGAACAUAUCAUUUUCAAAGGUAGAACAUACGAAUUUUAGGGUGCCAUACCACGUGAAUUAAAAGAGGAGGAUCGUCUCGCAGCCAUUGUCAGUUCUAUUAAUGAAGAUGCGAUGGUUAUUCCUCGUGGA
Molecule: messenger RNA, 602 nt
Organism: Cephus cinctus (wheat stem sawfly)
Lineage: Eukaryota; Metazoa; Arthropoda; Insecta; Hymenoptera; Cephidae
Gene: Rsph9
Product: radial spoke head protein 9 homolog
Exons: 2
Coding region: 37-474 (145 amino acids)
Biological process (GO): cilium movement involved in cell motility; axoneme assembly; motile cilium assembly
Cellular component (GO): radial spoke; axoneme
Source: RefSeq, a predicted model, not a curated record